AUGGCGCCCAAGAAGAAGGGAAACAAGCGCCAGGAGGAGGACUGGGAGGCCGAGCUCGGCGAGACUGCCUCCAACGUUGAGGCUCCCGCGGAGGGCCAGGACCAGGACGGCGGCGAGAAUGACGCUGAAGAAGAGUCCGGUGGCGGUGGCCUGAUGGCUGCCCUCCGUAAGAACAAGGCCCGCAAGGCCAAGAAGGGCAAGCCCGUCAACGACUUCGUUGAGGGCGAGGAUGCCGGCGCCGAUCUAGCCAGCAAGCAGCCAGAGGAGGGUACUGUAGACGAGGAUGAUGUCUUCGCUGGCAAAGCCCAGAAACCCGUCAAGGAUGUGCCUCCUCCCGCGGCGGCUGAUGAUGGCGAGUUCCGCGUGAAGUCGAAGAAGGAGAAGGAGAAGGAAAAGAAGGAGCGUGAGAAGCAGCGUAAGAAGGAGCAGGCUGCUCAAAAGAAGAAGACCACUCCUGCUGAGGCUGCGCCUUCCAAGCCUGCCGCCGAAAUCAAGAAGGAUGAACCAGAACCCGUUUCGGCUGCCGCAGAGCCUGCUGGUAAGGCCAAGAAGCUCCCUGCUCGUCUCGCAGCUCUUCAGAAGCAACAGGAGCUGCUUCGCCUACAGCGUGAGGAGGAAGAGCGUCUUGCAGCUGAAGAACAGGCUGCACUGGAAGAGCAAGCACGUCUGGAAGCCGAGGAGGAAGCGAAGCGCGAGGAGGCCCGUCAGCGAAAGAAGGAGAGGGAGCGUGAGAAGAAGGAACAGCUUCGCAAGGAGGGCAAACUGUUAACCAAGGCUCAAAGGGAGGCUCAACUAAAGAACGAGAUGCGUAUGAAGCAGAUGUUGGCCGCUGGUGGCAAGGUUGCUGGUCUGGAGCCCGGCGCCGAGAAGAAGCGUCCUGUCUACGAGAAUCGCAAGAAGAAGGGUGUCAAGAAGCCAGAGGAGGAUCUUGAGGCUGCUGCCGAGCGGGCUCGUGCUCUGCGUGAAGCUGAAGAUGAGCGCCGGAAGAAGGAGGCCGAGGAAAAGGCCAAGGCUGAGGCUGCGGCUAAGGUCGAGUCUGCUCCGGCAGAGGAUGUAGAUGCCGUUGAUGACUGGGAGCAAGCCGCCGAGGCUGACGACGACGUCAAGGACAGCUGGGAUGCUUCUACCGACGACGAGAAGUCUGCUACCAAUGGCGCCGCAGAGGCCAAGGACGAAGAAGGGGAUGAGGACGACUCUGAAGAAGACUCUUCUUCUGAGGAGGACUCUGAGGACGAGGAGCAGUCCGCCAACAAGAAGGCCAUCGCUCUGCGCAAGGCUGAGGCCGCGGAGAGGAGAAAGAAACAGCACGAGGAGGCCAUGGCUGCUCGUUCCAAGGACAACCUCCGCUCGCCCAUUUGCUGUAUUCUUGGUCACGUCGAUACCGGAAAGACCAAGCUUCUGGACAAGAUUCGUCAGACCAAUGUGCAAGAAGGCGAAGCUGGUGGUAUCACCCAGCAGAUUGGUGCUACAUACUUCCCUGUCGACGCCCUGCAGCAGAAGACUGCUGUCGUGAACAAGGACGGCAAGUUCGAAUUCAAGGUCCCAGGUCUGUUGGUCAUCGAUACCCCUGGUCACGAGUCCUUCUCCAACCUUCGUUCAAGAGGUUCCUCGCUUUGUAACAUCGCCAUUCUGGUCGUCGAUAUCAUGCACGGUCUCGAGCCCCAGACCUUGGAGUCUAUGCGCUUGCUGCGUGACCGACGCACUCCCUUCAUUGUGGCCCUGAACAAGAUCGAUCGUCUGUACGGCUGGAAGAAAAUCGACAACAACGGCUUCGAGGAUAGUCUGAACAUGCAGAACAAGGGUGUCCAGAACGAGUUCCGCUCUCGUCUGGAGGCCACCAAGCUUGCUUUCGCCGAACAGGGUUUCAAUUCCGAGCUCUUCUACGAAAACAAGUCCAUGGCUCGCAAUGUCUCCCUGGUGCCAACCUCCGCCCACACUGGCGAGGGUAUUCCCGACAUGCUGAAGCUUCUGACCACCCUGAGUCAGGAGCGUAUGACCAACUCGCUCAUGUAUCUGUCUGAGGUUGAAUGUACUGUUCUGGAGGUGAAGGUUAUCGAAGGUCUUGGUACCACUAUUGACGUCAUCUUGUCCAACGGUAUCCUUCGCGAAGGUGAUCGCAUUGUCCUGUGCGGCCUCAAUGGACCUAUAACAACGAAUAUUCGUGCACUAUUGACGCCCGCCCCACUUAAGGAAUUGCGUCUGAAGUCGCAGUACGUUCACAACAAGGAGGUCAAGGCCGCCCUUGGUGUCAAGAUCGCCGCCAACGACCUGGAGCACGCUAUCGCUGGUUCCCGUCUGCUUGUUGUCGGCCCAGAUGACGACGAGGAGGACGUGGAGGACGAGGUUAUGUCCGAUCUGGAGAACCUGCUCAGCCGUGUCGCCACCGACAACCGCGGUGUCACCGUCCAGGCUUCCACCUUGGGUUCCUUGGAAGCCCUCCUGGAGUUCUUGAAGGCCUCUAAGAUUCCUGUGGCAAACAUCUCUAUUGGUCCUGUCUACAAGCGUGAUGUCAUGAUGGCCGGAACGAUGCUUGAGAAGGCUAAGGAGUAUGCUGUUAUGCUUUGCUUCGACGUCAAGGUCGACAAGGAAGCCGCUGCCUACGCUGCCGAAGUUGGCGUUAAGAUCUUCACUGCAGACAUUAUCUACCACCUGUUCGAUGAUUUCACCAAGCACAUGGCUGAACUGACCGAGCAGCGUAAGGAGGAGAGCAAAUUGCUCGCUAUCUUCCCUUGCGUUAUCAGCCCUGUUGCUGUGUUCAACAAGAAGGACCCCAUCGUCAUUGGUAUCGAUGUCAUUGAGGGAAGCCUGCGGAUGCACACUCCGCUCGCGGCCGUCCGUACCAACGCCGCCGGAGUCAAGGAGAUUGUUGACAUUGGCAGAGUGACAUCCAUCGAACGUGACCACAAGGCCAUCGCAGUCUGCAAGAAGGGCCAGCCCUCCGUCGCUAUCAAGGUCGAGGGACCCAACCAGCCCAUGUACGGCCGCCAGCUGGAAGAGAAGGACCAACUGUAUUCGCACAUCUCGCGUGCCAGUAUCGACACCCUGAAGGAGUUCUACCGGUCUGAAGUCACCAUGGAGGAGUGGGCUCUGGUCAAGAAGCUGAAGCCUGUCUUCGACAUUCCUUGA
Penicillium canariense is the source of this 3126-nucleotide messenger RNA. Its product is annotated as putative mitochondrial translation initiation factor IF-2. NCBI's taxonomy places the organism in Eukaryota, Fungi, Ascomycota, Eurotiomycetes, Eurotiales, Aspergillaceae. Bases 1 to 3126 code for a protein of 1041 amino acids. The record is from RefSeq and is a predicted model, not a curated record. The transcript has 3 exons. Gene Ontology annotation, molecular function: translation initiation factor activity; GTP binding; GTPase activity.